Molecule: messenger RNA, 2099 nt
Organism: Nicotiana attenuata
Lineage: Eukaryota; Viridiplantae; Streptophyta; Magnoliopsida; Solanales; Solanaceae
Product: dihydrolipoyllysine-residue acetyltransferase component 2 of pyruvate dehydrogenase complex, mitochondrial-like
Exons: 19
Coding region: 164-1789 (541 amino acids)
Biological process (GO): pyruvate decarboxylation to acetyl-CoA
Cellular component (GO): pyruvate dehydrogenase complex
Molecular function (GO): dihydrolipoyllysine-residue acetyltransferase activity
Source: RefSeq, a predicted model, not a curated record
CACUUUUGCCCCUUUUCAAUAAAAAAAGUCAUCACACAUACGGCUGCUAAGCUGAGUAUUAAGAGGCAGACUCCUCCAUUUUUGUUUGUUGCACCCAAUUCCACACUCCAAAAGCCACCACCACCAAAUUAAAGGUGUUCUGGUUUGUGGAACCAUUCCAAUCAUGACGUACGCUACUCACGUUCUUCGUCACUCCAAAAAGAUCAGAAGUUCUUCCAAUUUAUUACGGCAUGACUCUGUCCGCUGGUUCAGUAAUGGCACGAGGCCUUCUGUGGAGAAGGGAGAUGAUAUUUUAAGGUGCCAGUCUGGUUUCAAUAGAUGCAACUCAGGUUCAGCAGUCUCCAACAACAGUUUUAGAGCAGUAUCUCCCACGAUGUCAUUUGUGGCAACAUAUAAUGGAAAUGCUCUGAGAACUGCAAUUGCUCCAUCCGCCUCCACCGCUAGCAUGGUUUUCAUGAGAGGAUCACAAGUGCCUUCAAGGAGGUGUUUCUCCACUGCUUCAGAUUUUCCUCCACACCAAGAGAUUGGUAUGCCCUCUCUUUCACCUACAAUGACAGAGGGAAAUAUUGCCAGAUGGUUAAAGAAAGAGGGUGAUAAAGUUUCUCCUGGUGAAGUGCUAUGUGAAGUGGAAACAGAUAAAGCAACAGUGGAAAUGGAGUGCAUGGAAGAGGGUUAUCUAGCUAAGAUUCUUCGCGGAGACGGAGCAAGCAGUAUCAAAGUUGGAGAGGUGAUUGCUAUUACUGUUGAAGAGGAAGAUGACAUUGCAAAAUUUAAAGAUUACCAACCUUCAACAUCGGAUGCUACGCCUUCACCAAAAGCGUCUCCUCCUCCACCUCCUCCCAAAGAAGAGGUCGCUGAGAAACCUGUCACCCCAUCAGAGCCAAAAGUUUCUAAACCUAGUGCGCGUCCGGCAGAUCGCAUUUUUGCUAGUCCUCUGGCUAGGAAAAUUGCGGAAGAUCAAAAUAUACCUCUCUCAAACAUCAAAGGAACAGGUCCUGAGGGACGUAUUGUGAAAGCUGAUAUUGAAGAUUAUCUAGCUUCUCGCGGAAAGGAAGCCCCUGCAGCAGCUCCCAAGGCUGAGGCAUCUCUUGAUUACACAGAUAUUCCUGUUUCACAGAUAAGAAAGGUGACAGCUUCUAGGUUGCUGUUGUCAAAGCAAACCAUUCCCCAUUACUAUUUGACUGUUGAUACAUGCGUCGACAAACUUAUGGAAUUGAGGGGCCAGCUCAAUUCCUUGCAAGAGGCUUCGGGAGGAAAGAAGUUAUCUGUUAAUGAUCUUGUAAUAAAGGCUGCUGCUUUAGCUCUUCGAAAAGUUCCUCAGUGCAACAGUUCAUGGACCAAUGAUUACAUUCGCCAGUAUCACAACAUAAAUAUCAAUGUAGCAGUGCAGACUGACAAUGGACUUUACGUUCCUGUUAUCAGGGAUGCUGAUAAGAAAGGUUUAUCCACUAUUGCCGAGGAAGUGAAGAACAUAGCCCAGAAAGCAAAAGAGAACAGCUUAAAACCACAGGAUUAUGAGGGAGGGACGUUCACCGUCAGCAAUUUGGGAGGGCCUUUUGGUAUUAAACAGUUUUGUGCCAUCAUUAACCCUCCACAAUCAGCCAUCCUAGCUGUUGGUUCUGCUGAGAGAAGGGUGAUACCUGGUUCGGACCAAGACCAGUAUAAGUUUGCCAGUAUGAUGUCUGUAACACUGAGCUGUGAUCACCGGGUGAUUGAUGGCGCAAUUGGUGCACAAUGGCUCAAAGCAUUCAAAGGCUACAUAGAGAGUCCAGAGUCUAUGUUACUGUAGAUUGAUGCUUCUUUUUUUUUGUUGUUGAUCCUUUGAAUUCUUCACGUUUUCCUCAACAAAUGGGAUGAAUUUUGAUGUAUGAUAAGUGGGAUUUGAUGUGCCAGCCUGAUCUUAUUGCUUGAUAUAAGCAUUAUUAUUAGGGGAAAGUGGCUGAACAAGUUGGGAAUAAAUGAGGCUGCAAGGCUGUGUACCAUUGAUUUAGGCUUUUUGUGGCGCAGAGUGUAAAUUCCAGUUUUUGCUCGAGGUCAUUGAGUUGAUAGAAUACUUGCUGGACAUUCAUUAUUUUAAUAAGAUUCACUAAUCUGUUCAA